AUGGUUCUCGCCGCUCGUUGCGGGCAGGCUACGUCCUCCCUCUUGCGUCAGCGUUGUCUGACCGAGGCUCGUCGCUCGACGUUUGCUCUGCGCCCCUUCUCCUCGCAGACGACGGCCGCUCGCUCGACUGCCUCGUCCCUUCGUCUGCAGCAGAAGACCCCCUCCCCAUGGCGCCCCCAGCAGCUGCGCUCCUUCUCCAGCGCUCUGCGCCGCUUGGCUUCUGAGGCUCCCGCUGCGGAAAGCUACCUCGCCAGUGGAGCCGUCAAGCCUGGCCAGAACCUCGUCGAUGUGAAGAAGGUCCUGGUCAUCGGUAGUGGUGGUCUGAGCAUCGGUCAGGCCGGAGAGUUCGACUAUUCCGGUUCCCAGGCUCUCAAGGCUCUCAAGGAAGCUGGUGUCCAGUCCGUCCUGAUCAACCCCAACAUUGCGACCAUCCAGACCGACCACAAGCUCGCCGACGAAGUGUACUAUCUCCCCGUCACCCCCGAGUAUGUGACCUAUGUCAUUGAGCGUGAACGCCCCGACGGUAUCUUCCUGUCCUUCGGUGGUCAGACUGCCCUGAACCUGGGUGUGCAGAUGAACCGCAUGGGUACCUUUGAGCGCUACGGUGUCAAGGUUCUCGGUACCAGCAUUCGCACCCUCGAGACUAGCGAGGACCGUGACCUUUUCGCCAAGGCCCUGAACGAGAUCAACAUCCCCAUUGCCGAGUCCAUUGCUGUCGGUACCGUCGAUGAGGCUUUGAAGGCCGCCGAAGAGGUCGGCUACCCCAUCAUCGUCCGUUCCGCCUACGCCCUGGGUGGUCUGGGCUCUGGUUUCGCCAACAACCCCGAGGAACUGAAGAACCUGGCCUCUCGCUCCCUGACUCUCGCUCCCCAGAUCCUGGUCGAGAAGUCCCUCCGUGGCUGGAAGGAGGUCGAGUAUGAGGUCGUUCGCGAUGCUGACAACAACUGUAUCACCGUCUGCAACAUGGAGAACUUUGACCCCCUUGGUAUCCACACCGGUGACAGUAUCGUCGUUGCGCCGAGCCAGACCCUGUCCGACGAGGAGUACCACAUGCUCCGUACCGCUGCGAUCAAGAUUGUCCGCCACCUGGGUGUCGUCGGUGAAUGUAACGUCCAGUACGCCCUGCAGCCUGACGGCCUGGACUACCGUGUCAUUGAGGUCAACGCCCGUCUCUCUCGCUCUUCGGCUCUCGCCUCCAAGGCCACCGGUUACCCUCUGGCCUACACCGCUGCCAAGAUUGGUCUUGGACACACCCUCCCCGAGCUGCCCAACGCCGUGACCAAGACCACCACCGCCAACUUCGAACCCAGUCUGGAUUACAUUGUCACCAAGAUCCCUCGUUGGGAUCUGAGCAAGUUCCAGCACGUCAACCGUGACAUUGGUAGCGCCAUGAAGUCUGUCGGUGAGGUCAUGGCCAUCGGUCGUACCUUUGAAGAGUCCUUCCAGAAGGCCAUCCGUCAGGUGGACCCUCGCUUCAUUGGCUUCCAGGGUGACAAGUUCGACAACCUGGAUGAGGUCCUGAAGAACCCCACUGACCGCCGCUGGUUGGCUGUCGGUCAGGCCAUGCUCCACGAGAAUUACUCCGUGGACAAGGUCCACGAGCUGACCAAGAUCGACAAGUGGUUCCUGUACAAGCUCCAGAACAUUGUCAACUGCCACAACGAGCUCAAGGAGAUCGGCAGCCUCUUCGGCGUUCAGCACGAGACCAUGCUGAAGGCCAAGAAGCUCGGUUUCUCCGACAAGCAGAUCGCCCUCUUGGUCGGCUCCACCGAGGAUGACGUCCGCGCUCGUCGUAAGAGCUUCGGCAUCCGCCCCUGGGUGAAGAAGAUUGACACCCUGGCCGCCGAGUUCCCGGCUGACACCAACUACCUGUACACCACCUACAACGCCACUUCGCACGACGUGACCUUCGAUGACCACGGAACCAUCAUUCUGGGCAGCGGUGUGUACCGUAUCGGUAGCUCUGUCGAGUUUGACUGGUGUGCCGUCAAUGCUACUCUUUCCCUCCGCAGCAUGGGCAAGAAGACCGUGAUGAUCAACUACAACCCCGAGACCUACUCCACUGACUUCGAUACCGCCGACAAGCUCUACUUCGAAGAACUGAGCUACGAGCGUGUUAUGGAUAUCUACGAGCUGGAGAGCGCUAGCGGUGUCGUUGUAUCUGUUGGCGGCCAGCUGCCUCAGAACAUUGCCCUCCGCCUCCAGGAGACCGGUGGUGCCCACGUUCUCGGUACCGACCCCAAGGACAUUGACCGUGCGGAGGACCGUCACAAGUUCUCUCAGAUCCUCGACAGCAUUGGUGUUGACCAGCCGGCCUGGAAGGAGCUUACCUCCGUGGCCGAGGCUGAGCGCUUUGCCGAGUCUGUUGGCUACCCCGUCCUGGUCCGCCCCAGUUACGUCCUGUCUGGUGCCGCCAUGAACGUCAUCUACAGCGUUGAUGAGCUCAAGGAGAAGCUGCUCAACGCCAGCGCAGUCUCUCCCGACCACCCCGUUGUCAUCACCAAGUUCAUCGAGGGCGCCCAGGAGAUUGAUGUCGACGCCGUCGCCUCCAACGGCAAGCUCCUCUUGCACGCCGUCAGUGAGCACGUUGAGCCCGCUGGUGUCCACUCCGGUGACGCCACCCUGGUCCUUCCCCCCGCCAACCUUGACGAGUCCGUCAUGGGCCGUGUCAAGGAGAUCGCCGAGAAGGUUGCCAAGGCCUGGAACAUCACCGGUCCCUUCAACAUGCAGAUCAUCAAGGCCGACCAGGAGGGCGCCGCUCCGGAGCUGAAGGUUAUCGAGUGCAACCUCCGUGCUUCUCGUUCCUUCCCCUUCGCUAGCAAGGUCCUGGGUACCAACUUCAUUGACGUCGCCACCAAGGCUCUUGUUGGCCGUGAUGUUCCCGAGCCCGUUGACCUCAUGGCCACCAAGCGCGACUACCUUGCCACCAAGGUGCCUCAGUUCAGUUGGACUCGUCUGGCCGGUGCCGACCCCUUCCUGGGUGUCGAGAUGGCCAGUACUGGUGAGAUUGCUUGCUUCGGUAAGGACCUCGUUGAGGCCUACUGGGCCUCUCUCCAGUCCACCAUGAACUUCCGCGUUCCUGAGCCUGGUGAGGGUAUCCUCCUGGGCGGUGACAUCAACAACGCCAACCUGUCCACCAUCGUGGACUACCUCCACCCUCUCGGCUACAAGUUCUUCGCUGCCAGCCCCGAGGUCAAGCAGCACAUCGAGUCCACCUCCAAGGACAACGUCUCCGUCCAGGUGAUUGAGUUCCCCAAGAAGGACAAGCGUGCCCUUCGUGAGGUCUUCCAGAAGUACGACAUCCGUGGCUGCUUCAACCUUGCCAAGACCCGUGGCAAGACCCUGCUGGAUGAGGACUACGUGAUGAGACGUAACGCUGUUGACUUUGGCGUGCCCCUCUUCAUGGAGCCUAAGACUGCUCUUCUCUUCGCCCAGGCCAUGAGCGAGAAGCUGCCCCGUGCCGAGGGUAUUCCCUCUGAGGUCCGCAGCUGGUCUCAGUUCGCCGGCCGCAAGCUCGUGUAA
This is a messenger RNA of Aspergillus terreus NIH2624, 3522 nucleotides long. RefSeq names its product carbamoyl-phosphate synthase (glutamine-hydrolyzing) CPA2. Gene Ontology annotation, molecular function: dihydroorotase activity; ATP binding; metal ion binding. The coding region runs from base 1 to 3522 and encodes 1173 amino acids. Gene Ontology annotation, biological process: L-citrulline biosynthetic process; UTP biosynthetic process; 'de novo' pyrimidine nucleobase biosynthetic process. Gene Ontology annotation, cellular component: cytosol; cytoplasm. The record is from RefSeq and is a predicted model, not a curated record. Lineage: Eukaryota; Fungi; Ascomycota; Eurotiomycetes; Eurotiales; Aspergillaceae. The transcript is spliced from 3 exons.